CCGGUUGCUAUAGUCCCGCCGUCAAACACCCGGAGUCGGGGCUCGGUCUGGCUGUGAGCAACGAGAGGUUGCGGGGAAUAAAGAUGUCGCUGAGUGACGGGACCGAGGAGGAUGUGGGGGGCGAGGAUGGAUUGUCCACUAUUACAUAUGAAUCUGAGGUAGAAAAGAAAUCUAGAAAGAAGAAAUCAAAUAAACCACCCAUGUCCCCAAAAUCUCCAUAUCUUUCAAACACAUACCUACAUCCAAAAAAGGCAGCAGUUUGGCGGUCAUUGAAGGGCACAGGAACCAUCCACAUUGAAAACCCAUCAAUCAAGGUGCCUAGGGAGAUGUGGGUGGCAUCACUCAGACAUGGUUUUGCUGUGUCCCAGUCACUGAAAUCUGAGUGUGACUCUGGAUGUAGUCGGAGCUCAGGCUAUACAAGUACACCAGAAUAUUUGAAAGAAGCCCUGGGUAUGAAGAAACCGAAGCAUUCACGGUCAGCCAGUAAUGGUUAUGUCCCUGGCACCCCUGACUACAAGGAGAAAGAAGACAUGUAUGAUGAGAUUAUUGAACUAAAAAAGAUUAUUCAAGCUCAUAAAGCCGAUAAUGAUAUCCUGAAAACAAAACUGAGACGAUCAGAGGAAGAGAACAGCAGAAAAAAGAAGCAGAUUGAACAACUGUUGGAUCCUUCAAAGAGUUCAGAGUAUGCCAGGAGCUUGGUUGAUAAAAAGAAUGAUACUAGUGGGAUUGUUAAUGGAUUAAAACAGAGGCUCUUUAAAUUGGAGCAGCAGUGUAAAGAGAAGGACGGCAUCAUAAACAAAUUCCAAAAUGAUUUGAAGACCACUAAUAUUGAGGAGAUGAAGAUUGCCAUGGAGACAUACUAUGAGGAGAUUCAGAGACUCCGACUUCUGUUAACCGACAAUGAUACAGUGGAGAAAAAAUCAAUAAUGGAGAGCAGAGAGUUGCAGAAAGAGAUAAAAGUGCUCAACUCAACUAUCCUCAGGUUAUCCAAAAGCCUCAAACAGUUACAAGAGGAGAAUAAAACCCUGAAGGCCAACCUGGAACAAGAAUCCUUCAGCUCUUCCACAUCCAGUACAGCCCGAGGCUAUAAUGAAUGGACCAAAAGUAGGCUAGUGCGAAGAGUCCUUGAGCUGGAGAAGAAAAUCAGCAAUCCAGAGCCUUUGAACUCCAAAGCAAGUAGCAGGGAUUUGGAGGAAAAGCUUCCACAUGCUGAAUGCAUCAGAGACCAAAUACAGCAACAGGAGCAACAGCAAGUCAGCCAUCAGCAGGAGUGUAACCGCCUCCGGGAACUAAUAAAAAAACUGAAGGAGGACCGCAGCAAUUUGCAGACCCAGUUGGCCAAAAAGGAUGCUGAAGUAAAGCAACAGCUUCAAGAAAAAGCAAAACUGGGAAAAGACUUGCAGAGAUUAAAGGAAAUGGAUAAACCCGCUGAAGAGUACAAGCAUGAGGUUAGUACUGUGAAGGAAAGGAUAAGAAAACUGGAAGCAGAGCUGGAAGAUCAUCGGCGAAUGAAGAAACGACUUGAAGCAGAGCUGGAAGAUCAUCAGAGAAUGAAGGCGAGGAAUGAAUUAGCUGAGAAAGAAGACAUAGAGAUGGAGGAGGCAAUUAAUAUGAUUCAAGCAUGUGCACGGGGGCAUUUAGCCCGGCAGACAUUCGAGGGCCUGCACUCUGUAAAUCUUAAGCAGAUGCCUGGAGCAUCCCCUUGGCAAUAUGAGAGUCCUCGAGUUUCUCACAACACUAUUCAAAAGCAAAUCCUGACAUGGGAUGAGAGAGAUGAAGCCAUCUCUUUAAUCCAGUCCUCCUUCAGAGCUCAUCUGACUCGGACACAGUAUCUCAAAGGAAGAAAGAACAUGUCUGCUGGAGACAGCAGGGAUACCUCAGUCAAUGUGAGGAAAUCUAGUGAUUCCCAGCUCCAGGCAAGGUAUUCAGGGUUCUGGAGGGAUAAUGAAAGCAGUGAUGAAAUAGAAGAGGAUAUAUUCAGGCAUGAAGACCCAGAAGAUGCAGAAUAUUUGAAGAAGCUUAAAAUCUCACCAAACCGUCCUUCAUCAAUGAGAUCCAGCCAAAGCCUGUCUCAGAUAUCAGGAGCAGUGGAAUCCGACGAUUCUGAUGAUGUUAUUUUGUUUUAACUUCAAGGCCACUGAAGUGUCAAGACUAACUUUUAGAAGAGUUCCACUCCAGGAGUCUGCUAACAAAAUGUGUAGAGAGCUGAGGGGGGAGUAGCCAAGGAAUUGGAUUUUGUGUGAUAGAUAAAAAUACAGAACUCAUGGUGCAUUAACAAAAGGGCUAAUUGUUAAUGGUGAACUUAAUACUGCUUUUACAAAAACUUACAAUAAAAGUGAUAAAUUGCUAGAUAUACUCAGCAGGACAAGUAGCAACUGCAGAUGU
Messenger RNA from Pristis pectinata (smalltooth sawfish), 2385 nucleotides. It is a transcript of the gene iqce, whose product is annotated as IQ motif containing E. The coding region runs from base 84 to 2126 and encodes 680 amino acids. The transcript is spliced from 22 exons. Gene Ontology annotation, molecular function: protein binding. Lineage: Eukaryota; Metazoa; Chordata; Chondrichthyes; Rhinopristiformes; Pristidae. The record is from RefSeq and is a predicted model, not a curated record.